Messenger RNA from Amoebophrya sp. A25, 5417 nucleotides. The record is from the annotation of a GenBank genome assembly. NCBI's taxonomy places the organism in Eukaryota, Dinophyceae, Syndiniales, Amoebophryaceae.
GCGCUGAUAGAAACAUGAAGACUAUUUUGGUGUGUAGAAAAGUUCAUAGGUCUACAACAUGAAGAGGACUUCUGUAUUGGAUGCCACAGGUAACCUUACCUCUAGGUCUAACAUCUAGAAUAGAAGAAGUAUCUAGAAGAAUAUAAUUAGAAGAACAAGGAUUACACUUCUAGCUCGAUCUUUUGCACUCUUUUCUCUGCUUCAAAGCUUACAUGUCCAAAUUCUCUAGUAUCGUAACUCCAUAGUUUGUCAUAUUCUCCGAGAAAGAUGUGGCGUCGUGGUGGAGGUGGAGUAGACCGCCCGGUUUCUCUGCCUGUGGAGAGAGACCUCGUCGGCAUAACAGAUGCGGAUAACCUGUACGAGUUCCCUAGCGCGUUGCAGGGCUGUAAGGCGGAAUUAGAUGAGUUACGCUUAGACAUCAGGCAUCUACUUUCGUGCGCGACUCAACUACCUGAAGAUGCGUCUAAAAAGCCCUUCAGCGCUGCAGCAUGCACUACUAAGGAACAGUUAGAGAAGAGAGGACUCGGGAGCGGCUUCCUGAAGAACUCUUUCGAGACGAAGCUAGAAGAGGUGCGCACGCUGUUCACGUCGUGGCAACAGAAGCUCUUCGAAGAGCUUAAUAGUGCCAAAUUUGAUGGGUUCGGAGAAAAAUGGCUGAGAAAUGUUAACACGUAUUGGCCACUUCUUCUUGCCGAUGACGAACUUGCCACACCCCUCAAGGUCCAGGAUGAUGCUCUGGCUUCUAAACUUCGUGGACUACUUCAACAGUACGCCAAACAGGUGCAGUGUGUUACUAGUCCUUCUAAUCAGCGGCAGAGGAACGAUAAUGGAGGACAAAUAUUAAUUCGGCCGGAUGACAUCACCUUCUACAUCAGCAACCCCUCUGCGUCACUAGUAGCUCUAACCGAUUACGACGCCACGAAUAAAGUGAUAAAAGCCGCCGUGAAGUUCGUUUUCAACCUCCGCUACACAUUGUUGAACAACGAAAGUGCGCAACUAAAUCCAGAAGUGCGCUACAAAUCUCACGUGAAUGAUCGUGUAGAAGAUGACUUUGAGAAGACGGAGACGAUCCCCUCCUCGUCUCGCAAGAACAAGGACAAGAAGAAGUUGAAGACGAACAUCCUCUCGUUCGAGCACACAGUUAACAACGUUGAGUUUUCGGCAACGAAAGAUGAGUCCUCCCAUCGAGAAACCCAUCCGUGGAGACUGGUUCCCGCCGGGAGAAAGCGAAGAAUCUCCGACGGAAACCCCAAGACCAACACCAAGAUGAAGGACGCCAAGACUUGGAAAGAAUUUGGGAAGGACACCGGGCGCAACUUAUUUGCGCGACUUGGUGUUGGUAUUAAUGUCUCUGGUGCCGAUCGUAAAUGGCGCGUGUCCCUCUACAACAUUCCGGUGAGCAAGAAAGACAUCACGGAUCUCAACGCGCAGUUGAAGAAUCUUUUGGCAAAGUCAGCGGCCGCCUCCGGGGAACCUUCAGCUCUCUUCGAGAGUCGUGCGCUGGAGAUGCCGACUUCUUUGCAGACACGCAACCCGAAUGGCCUAGCGCCUGCGGAGAAGCAGCUACGCGGUUCAGGUCGUUCUGAUACUCAUGCUAACUACUCACUUCCUACGAUAUUGCUAUUUGUAUCUAUAUUUUGAGCUACUGAUUGACUCAGAUUCUGAUUAUAUUUUCUUAUGAAUCAUGUAAAUGUGUCUACUUAGAAAGGGAAGACAACGAUUGACAUCUUCACGCGAAAUACUCUACAGUUAUUAGUGUUACCUUCCAGGAGAAGUCUGAACGUGAUGACAUCUACUUCCAACGCACCUACCACCACCAGGACGAAGCCUCGCAAUCAACGAUAUGAACGCUAUUAACGAUGCGGAAAAUAUGAACGAAGACGGAAUGUCGAUCGUUCUUCUUGGCAUGGCUGGAGCGGGAAUUGUUUUGUUGCUGCUUCGUUUCUUCUUUCGGCGUCGUGCGGGUGCGCGUGGCUCGUCUAAAAAGAUGAUGGUGUCGCUUAGUAGCGACGCUGAGGAACAAGAUAUCACCAAUGUUGGGACCUCUGACAAUGUCGCUCGCGACAGCGAUGCUCUCGAUGAGAGUAUGUUUCAGGAUGCGAACGAGGGCCGAAAGACAUCGUACCACUUUUUUAAAGUAUCGACUUCGAAGAUUUUCAUUUCUACUAAUUAACAUUGAUCAUGUCUGUUGCUCUGAACCUUCUCUCAAGUUCGAUUUUGCAAGAGCUAGAAGAUCUAGUGCCAACCAAAUUUUUCGUUGAAGUAGAUUAUAUCAACAAACUCGCGCCUACUUCUACCUCCGCUACAAACUUUUAUCCGCAGCACGAUUUCUACGCUCGGUCGACGCAUGCCCCUCGCAGAUGGUGUCUGGUUCAAGAUGGACGCUUCUGCCACCACGUCGCACACCAAACAGUCAAUCAAUCAAUCAAGCGGAUUCCCUUUGCUUGUCGCGCGCGGAGGAGACCUUGCCACGAAGUCUUCGUAUCGCACUUUUUCUAUUGUUGCUCUUUCUUAUCUUUUUCCUACGUACUCUUAUUUAUAAUUCUCUUUGUAUGAUUUAAGAGAUUAGAAGAUACUAAAAAUCUUGUGGUUUGAUGUGCCAGACACGAUAUGAUCUUCACGAUCGUGGACAUGAUUCAAGUACGAAGCAAAGUGUCGCAUUGAUAUACGUAGUGCCAAAUACUAAGGCAAUAAGCUCACUUGGCAGCAGAGCAAACGCAUGACACUACUGAAAGCAAGGCUUAACUUUAUCAGUUAGGGCGUUCUGGUUCCCUCACUGAUUAAUUGCAUGAUCAGGCCCUCGCCCACCAAACCGAACCCCAUUGCACACGAGAAGGAUGCACACGAGAAGGAUGCACGUGAGAGGGAUGCACAUGAGAACCAUGUGGCUGAGAACGAUAUGGCUGAUAACGAUGUGGUCGGGUGCAUGGCGUUUGUCGAUGCAGUUGUGUCUACUUCGUACUUUUUCUUCUGGAAUAUACCUGUGACGCAAGUUCCCACUUUUUCUUCCUCGAAUCUGACGUCCUCUAUUGUAGUGAACGAAUCAGCGCCAACAUGGAAAAUUACUGAUACAAGAAAUGCGACGAGUCCCACUAUGAUAGCUGUUGAUAAGACGACUCUCAGCACGAUGAUCACAUACGGGCAGCGUGCGCUGCUAGAUCAUGAUGAUACCACUUUGAUGCUGGCCGCCUCUACUACCACGACAUCCCACAACAUGAACAACGCGGCGGCGUUGAUUUUCAUGCGCCUGUCCUCCUACUUUGUCACACUCAGACUGUACAGCUGAAAAAGCCGUAUACUGGACGCUCAGAAUCAUCUGGCAAACAAAUUGAGUUACGUGUAAAAAUAAAAGCUGUAUAAGUAUGACAAUGACUCUCAAUUUGAAUACUGCUACUCAACAGCCAACUCGAUGCUGCAGACACUCUCUCACUCUCUCACUCAGCAUCAAAUCCGACGUCAUGAGUAUUGAGAGUAGUACGAAACACAGCAAAGCGGGCUUGAGCAGCAUGUUACUCCAAUGGUAUUUUAUUUAAGACUAUGGGGACUAAAGAUCAACAACAAAGAUCAACAGCGUCAACUUCUACAAUAACAAUUUCUUGAAAAAAGAUUACUUAUUAAGAUUGAUACAAGUACAACCUCUCGAAAACACCAAUCAGCCCGGUGCCAAUUGAAUCCGUCGUUUUGAUCGAAAAUGGAAGCCCAAGCCAAUGGCCCUUAUUGGGUGCCGCAGCAACGAAGGACGACUAUGGGUCGACAGAGCAGUAAGCCGCAUGCCUGGCCGUGAAGUCAGGAACUAGGAAAAACAAAAAACAUGGCACACACUGGGUAAGAUUUUGAUGUUGAUAGUUAUAAUAUAGUAUGUCUAGUAACAGUGUAAAGGUGAACAAAUCAUGUAAAAGGGGCCUUGAACGUCGUGGCUAAGAGGUAAAUAUUGGUAGAUAAGUGGCAUCUUCCUGUACUAGUGCAGUUUUAAUAUUAUACAACAUGUACACGAUAAGCUUAAGCAUUUGAAUCCAUGUGAGGAUAUCUGUAUUUCUUUGUACCAAGUAGAGUAAAGAGCAUGAGUUGCGUGCACGACUCAGCGUGGCCGCCGGGGGUCAUUUGGAAGGCUAGAAAAAAUUCGAAAAAUUUUAGAUGGACAGCAUGAACGAAGAUAGAAAUUGCGUGUAACUGUAAGUAGAUACAAGAAAUAUCUACAAAUUAUCUGACCGACAAAAAACUAAUAGCAAAUCAUCCUCCAUGUAGUAUAUCUUCGCUAGUUUGUUAAACCCAACGAUUCCACCGCUUCGAGUUAUGUGAAGAUAGAAGUUGUGCAUAUGAAAUUUCCUAAAGGUGAAGCUCAAACUUCAGAAGCUUCACUUGUCGCCACCUCUGGAAGAUUAUGUCUCUGUCUCUGCCAACGGAGGAGAACUAUGCUCGAUUAUGGCUCUGCCAACUGAGGUAGCGAUAGAGACUAUAACGAGAGGAGACGAGUCGUUUCUGAGUCCUUGAGCACUGCCUGAAGGCGCCGAACACGUUAGAUGGGUUUUUAUGUAAGAACCUUGUUUAUUGGGAUUCACGACGACAAGAUCAUGCGUACUUAGUUCAGCAUUCAUAUCAUAUCUGAGAAUCAAUAUCAAAAUGCAACAAAGGGAAGAAGAAAUAUAGGACAGUCUUGCAACUAAUUAGAGAUGCUAGGUACAUCAAUCAAAUCAGCGGCCAUUUUUCAAAAAGAAACUCGUAAUCAAAUUAUGUCGCAAACCUUGCGCAUCUGAAUUUCGUGUAUUGCGUUUCGAUUAAAUGCAUCUUCAUGAGGCGAUAGCUUUUGCCAUCGCAAUUGUACAGAGACUCGCACAGGAUUUCGCUCCGUAGGAGUAUACAUAUAAAUACAUUAUAGAAGUAUGCGUGUAUGUAUGGAAGUACGCGUGUAGGAUAGUUGUUCUUGUUCGUUCAGGGAAAUAUUAGGCACCUUGCCGAAACCGAAUAGAUUGCAAUUUAUUACUAUGUAUGUGUAUAUUGUCUGUUCACGAUUUAAAUAGGAUCAAAAUUAAUGAUAUAGAUAUAACAUCGAUCACGUACACAACGACCAUCACCCUGCAACUUAUUACGUCAGCGACGCACAGGCACAACAUGUUCCACGUACUAGAUGAACAGAGCAACAACGCGGAGCUGUGCUGUUGCAUACGUGAAAUACUGCAACAGAUGAACAGGAGAUGAACAGGAUACGUAGUGGACAGCACAUCAUAUUGCGAAUAGGAGACAUCGUAGAAGAAAGAGACGCCAAGAGGCUUCUAGUAGUACUACUUAUGCUGCCUAGGUGGAACGAAUAACACUAAACGACGUCGAGCAAUAAAGGACGGGCUUCUUCUCUCCGGUGUUACUUGCUUUCUCUGGGCCCACUCAUGCUGGUGCGUCAAAAAUAUCGAAAAAUUUGCUAU